AUGGUAGAACUUGAUAACGUCCUCAAGCAAUUUGCGACGGGGGCCACGCGAGAUGAGGGUCAAUGGCGAUGUGGCAACCCUCAACCUCGUGCCAUACCCAGUGAGGUAUACAGUACUUCCAGACGUGAAUACCGCUACAGCUACGUGCGACUACUUCUCCUCAUCGUCCAAGAGUGGGCCUUACACGUCAUCACCGUCGUCGCCGCCAGGAGUAGCACUCCCACCAAUACGUGCACCAAAGAAACGCAUCAUCUCCUGUCAGAGCCACCGGCGAUUAGCCUCUUGAGCCGGGCUUUGCCAUGGAGGCCACCGGCGCGAAGCUCAGGCCUGCCCCAUAUCCGCAGUCCCCCGGACAUCUUGAAAGACGGAGGAAUGAACUAA
This is a messenger RNA of Pyricularia grisea, 381 nucleotides long. RefSeq lists its product as uncharacterized. NCBI's taxonomy places the organism in Eukaryota, Fungi, Ascomycota, Sordariomycetes, Magnaporthales, Pyriculariaceae. The record is from RefSeq and is a predicted model, not a curated record. The transcript has a single exon. The coding region runs from base 1 to 381 and encodes 126 amino acids.